AUGACCACAGCUGCAGCGCCUGUCAGCAUGACUGCAGCGCCUGUCAACAUGACCACAGCUGCAGCGCCUGUCAGCAUGACUGCAGCGCCUGUCAACAUGACCACAGCUGCAGCGCCUGUCAACAUAACUGCAGCGCCGGUCAACCUAACUACAGCGCCUGUCAACAUAACUGCAGGUCUUGUCAACAAAACUGAAGGUACAGUCAACAUAACUACAGCGCCGGUCAACAUAACUGCAGCGCCUGUAAACAUAACUGUAGCGCCUGUCAACAUAACUGCAGCGCCUGUCAACAUAACUGCAGCGACAGUCAACACAACUGUAGCACCUGUCAACAUAACUGCAGCGCCUGUCAACAUAACUGUAGCACCGGUCAACCUAACCACAGCUGCAGCGCCGGUCAACAUAACUGCAGCGUCUGUAAACAUAACUGCAGCGUCUGUAAACAUAACUGUAGCGCCUGUCAACAUAACUGCAGCGCCUGUCAACAUAACUGCAGCGCCUGUCAACCUAACCACAGCUGCAGCGCUGGUCAACAUAACUGCAGCGCCGGUCAACAUUACUGCAGCGCCUGUAAACAUAACUGUAGUGCCUGUCAACAUAACUGUAGCGCCUGUCAACAUGACUGUAGCGCCUGUCAACAUAACUGUAGCGCCUGUCAACAUAACUGCAGCGCCUGUCAACAUAACUGCAGUGCCUGUAAAAAUAACUGAAACGCCUGUCAACAUAACUGCAGGUACGUUCAACACAACUACCGCGCCUGUCAACCCAACUGCAGCGCCUGUCAACAUAACUGCAUCGCCGGUCAACGUAACUACAGGUACGGUCAACAUAACUGCAGGUCCAGUCAACAAAACUGAAGGUACAGUCAACAUAACUGCAGCGCCUGUAAACAUAACUGAAACGCCUGUCAAUACAACUGCAGCGCCUGUCAACAUAACUGCAGCGCAUGUCAACAUAACUGCAGCGCCUGUAAACAUAACUGUAGCGCCUGUCAACAUAACUGAAGCGCCUGUCAACACAACUGCAGCGCCUGUCAACAUAACUGUAGCGCCUGUCAACCUAACCACAGCUGCAGCUCCGGUUAACGUCCGGUCAACAUAA
This is a messenger RNA of Branchiostoma belcheri (Belcher's lancelet), 1101 nucleotides long. Its product is annotated as calphotin-like. Lineage: Eukaryota; Metazoa; Chordata; Leptocardii; Amphioxiformes; Branchiostomatidae. The coding region runs from base 1 to 1101 and encodes 366 amino acids. The transcript is spliced from 2 exons. The record is from RefSeq and is a predicted model, not a curated record.